This is a messenger RNA of Pyricularia grisea, 3785 nucleotides long. RefSeq lists its product as uncharacterized. The transcript is spliced from 4 exons. NCBI's taxonomy places the organism in Eukaryota, Fungi, Ascomycota, Sordariomycetes, Magnaporthales, Pyriculariaceae. The coding region runs from base 616 to 3444 and encodes 942 amino acids. The record is from RefSeq and is a predicted model, not a curated record.
CUCGGAAUACAAUACACGCCCCAACAAAGACUUUAGACUAAAGGAUAAUACCCUCCCCCCUGACCCUGGCUCUAAUUAUAUUCCAGAACUCGUCCACCGCUACCGCCGAUCCUGUCAAUUCUGAUUUUUGGGUUUUAAACACGGAUCUCGUCAAUAAAACUAGCCUCGACUCCUGCACGCACAAACCUGCAGACAGGUACCAUCGCUCAACUAAGGAUACUACUACCUUAUCUUAGCCAUCGCCCCCCCCCAACACCAGUCUCCUCCUUUAGCGCCCGCAUCACGUCGUAUGCAGCUUGGCCAAGGUGCAUACCAAACUGCCACCGUGUACUGGUAGCGAAACCAACGACCGUGCCGAACUUUGACAGAUAAAAAAAAAUUUAAAAAAAAAAAAAAACUUACCGACGAGACUCGACAAAGGAAUGAAGGCAGUGAAGGGCGGAGACUUGCCUGCCUGCCGAAACGCCCCAUACUCCAUGGAGUAAAACUCGACUGCGCCAGACCCUUUAGUACUAAACCCUACGAACGACAAUUGCUACCCCCUUAGCCGGCGCAGACAAGACAGAGUGGCAUUCCAGCUCCAACAUCUCCAACGAACCCGGAAAACAAAACAGGAUGGCGGAUCAGGUCAACACGACUACAAUGGAGUCAACUGCGCCUGUGACCAGUGAACCAGUACGGCCUGUGUCGCCUACAAGUGACUCGGAUAAGGAGACGGAUAAUUUUGAAGAUGCGCCCGAUACAGCCUCGAUCCGCUCCUUGACUAGGAGAAAACCGUCCUCCACGCAGCCUGUUUCCCAAGAUAACCAGUCUGAGCUGGCAGCAGCCUUCAACAAAAUCAAGAACAAAAAGGCUGCCAAGGACCAAGGCGUGAGCGAUGCUACAAAGGACAAAGAAGUCGAGAAAGAGGUCACAAAUGCAGACGAGACCACCGAGCCAGCUGCCAUGUCACCGCCAUCCCCAACAAUACCUCCAGUUGGCGAGCCUGCCGUUGAUGACGGUGAAAAGUUUUCAGAGCCACUUGGCCUGUCAGAGCCUAAAGGCAAGCGAAUAUCAAAGGCCUCUACCAACGGAGAACUGAACGAAGUCGACCUAAACGACAAAGAAGAGACGAUCGUCCCAGUAGAAGCCCAGGCCCAGACGCCCGCCAUAAAGAAUACUCUCCCACCCACUGUCGCUGCAGAUGAGAAGCCUGCCCCGGCACGAGAGUCACCCAAAACCUUGUCGCUGAGCAGCAUCACGAAUGCAUUGCCUGCCAUGCCUUGGUCUCCACCGGCCACCGAAUCCCCCACAAAGGCCCUGGCCGUCAACCCGCAGCCGCCCAUACCCCCUCCGAUCACAGCUCCUCCUCCGCCUGCCCCUGCCAGUCGCAAACUGACCAGUCCUUUUGCUUGGCUAUCUCGAAACUCCACAAAGGACAAGGAGGCUCCAGCACCGCCUCCCGUAUCUCCGCGCAGGAACACUGCCAGUUCCAUCACGACUCUAACCAGCAACCCGGACAUACUGGGUCGGUUGGAGGAAGAGGGCAAGAAUGGUGGCGCGGCGGCGCGUAACACUCUGAAGGACCGUUUCAAGCUUGUGCGGAUGCGUGAGGAGGCCGGCAUUACCCUUCCAGAAGACGACAAGAGCCCUUUGGCCACGAAAUCAACAACUGGUGUACCUAGCCCGGUUUUGAACACAGCCGAUGAUAAAGACGGUUUGGCUGUGCAACAAACACCAACGUCACCUCUGCCAAGCAGUCCAAACAAGAGCCUAGCGCCAGGCACCGCAUCAGGCGUAGAUUCCGCAAUCGUCGAUGGACAACCUGUGGACUGGGACCUGUGGCAGUCGUUGGUCUACGAGGGUCACGCUGCUGUAGCCCGAACAAGCUCCGAGGAACUAAACAGGGCCAUUGCGGUGGGCAUCCCGAACGUUAUUCGGGGUCUUGUUUGGCAGACGUUGGCGCAGAGCAAAAACGAGGGGCUUGAACAUGUAUACCGCGAAUUGGUUGCCAGGGGGACAGACAAGGAAAAGCCCAACAACAGGCAAAGUGGUAGCUCAGUUGGAACCUCUAGCAACACUAGCAACCUCAGCAUUCAGCAGCGGGGCGAAACGGCGUCUUCAGCAUCGUCGGUCAACUCUGAUGGCGGAAGCUCGGGUGGCGCAGCCGCGGCGGUUGAUCCCAAAGAAGCCGAAGCGGCGGCCGCCAAAUUGUUAGCAGAACGCAAGAAGCGUGAAAAGGAGGAGAAGGCGGCCCUUGCGAAAUUGGAAAAGGUCAUUCGCAAAGACUUGGGCAUGAGGACAAGUUUCUCCAAGUUCGCAGCGUCACAGGGGCUUCAAGAGGGUCUAUAUGGUGUCUGCAAGGCAUACGCGCUUUUUGACGAAGCAGUUGGGUAUGCACAGGGCAUGAACUUUUUGGUCAUGCCACUGUUGUUCAACAUGCCUGAAGAAGAGGCCUUCUGCCUACUGGUGCGGUUGAUGAACCACUACCACCUGCGUGAUUUGUUCAUACACGACAUGCCGGGGCUUCACAAGAACCUUUAUCUGUUCGAGCGUCUUAUCGAGGAUCUCGAACCGGCUCUCUAUUGCCACCUGCACCGCAAGGGCAUCUCGUCACACCUGUAUGCGACACAGUGGUUUUUGACCCUCUUCGCCUACAGAUUCCCGUUGCAGCUUGUCCUGCGCAUCUACGACCUUAUCCUUUCCGAGGGCCUCUCAGCCAUCCUAAAGUUUGGUGUGGUUCUGAUGCAGAAGAACGCGGCUGCACUGCUCCAAAUUUCGGAUAUGUCGGCGCUGACGGCUUUCCUGCGGGACCGACUCUUCGACGUCUAUAUCGAUGCUGCUCCCAGCGCUGGUGGGAUAUUGGAGAAUGGAUUCUUUGGCAGCUCAUCUUCGAACAUCGACAAGGAGGUGUACAGGGCAGACCAGAUGGUCCGGGACGCUUGUGAGGUCAAGAUUACGCCAGAGAUGCUCGCGGCAUACACGGAAGAAUGGGAGGAGAAGACGGCGGCAGAAAGACAGCGCGAGGCCGAGAUCACUCGUCGUGAUGCCGAGAUUGAAGAACUGCGGGCCAUCAACACGGCCUCGGCCUUCAAGAUUCGCCGGCUCGAGGAGCAACUCCAGGUUCAUGAUAGCGAGCAGGCAGCCCUGGCGACGCAACUGGUGCACUUCAAGGUGGAGAACCAAGAGCUUCGCGAUGAGGCCGAGUCACUACGGGAGCAGACCAAGACUCUGCGAACCCUACUCGAAGAACAGCCAACUGAGCUCGAAAAGGCAUGGACCGAGGAGAAGCAGGGUCUACUCGCCAAGAUGGACAAGGUGCACGAGGAGAACCGGAGGAUUCAGCAAGAGAUGUCAGAGAUGGAGCAACAACUGGUGAAGACCAAGAUGGAAUAUGCCGAGAUCAACUCGCAACACGAGACUCUGACAAGGAGGUGGACGGAUCUCAAAAGGCAAUUCGCAUGAGUUGACACCCUACACCCUUUCUGCAUAUCUUUCUUUGUCUCUCUUCUCGAUUUCUACUGUACCGGUAUGAUUAUGAAAUGACGGUUACGCAUGCAUACUUUCAGAUCAGCCUUUGGCUGAAGGGAAUUUGUUUCAACCAUUCAACACUUGUUGUUUAACUUGAAGCACAAUUUUCAUCUGCACAAAGUUACCCCUUGUCGUUAAUUUUAAAAUGUAGUUCUGCGGGACUAGGGGAUCAGACCUAGGCGUUUUUUUUUUCUUUUUUUUUUUCUUUUUUUUCACUUCAUUCUUAUACCUUCCGCAUGAGAUGCUGCCAUGGCGGCUGCAUAAUGAAUAGGCCA